This is a messenger RNA of Periconia digitata, 11444 nucleotides long. Lineage: Eukaryota; Fungi; Ascomycota; Dothideomycetes; Pleosporales; Periconiaceae. The record is from the annotation of a GenBank genome assembly.
CUUCACGCGCAGCGCUUGCUGCACCCCGAUUCGUCAUGGCCGCGCACCACAACUUCGAGGCAAUGGCCUCCAAACUGGAGGAUUCAAACUCAGAUAUGAGAGUCAAGUCAAUCCAGCUGACGGAGAUUCGCGAUAACAUCGAGAGCUUCUGUCAAGGCCCACAAUAUGGCGUGUUCUUGAAUCACUUGAUUCCAAUCUUCCUAAAGAUCCUCGAUGGCCCCCCGGUGUUCAUUUCCACCUCCCCCGAGCAGCGAGUGCGAAAUACCAUCCUCGAGGUCUUGCAUCGCUUACCCAUGAACCCUAUCGAAAUCGUCGAGCCGUAUGCGGCUAGGAUCGUGGACAAGCUCAUGAGCUUGGUGAAGAUUGAAAACGAGGAAAACGCCGUGCUCUGUAUGAAGACGAUCAUGGAUUUCAGCCGGAGUCAUACCAAAGCCCUUGUGGAUCGCGUACAACCCUUCCUGGAUCUGAUCCAGGAGAUGUUUGAAUGCAUGGAUACAGCAGUGCAGGAGACUUUCGACAGCGCGACUCCAGCUCCGGCCUCGCAAGUUGUGCCUUCGACGCCCAACACCCACCAAUACUCACAAUCUCCGCGCCCAAACUCGCCGGCGACGUCAUUGACCUCGGGUUCUUCCGGGGAGAUUGGAGCGGAGCAUCAACAGACACGAAUGCUUCUCAAAGGCAUGCAGUCUUUCAAAGUGUUGGCUGAAUGCCCAAUCAUCGUGGUGUCGCUUUUCCAGGCCUACCGCAGCGUGGUGAACAAGAACGUGAAGCUUUUUGUACCACUAAUAAAGAAUGUGCUGCUGUUACAAGCAAAACCCCAGGAGAAAGCACACCAGGAAGCUGCUGCACAAGGAAAGAUAUUCACAGGGGUCAGCAAAGACAUCCGGAAUCGAGCAGCUUUUGGCGAGUUCAUCAAUGCUCAGGUUAAGACUAUGAGCUUUUUGGCGUAUUUGCUGAGGGUGUAUUCGCAGCAGCUGAACGAUUUCCUACCUACCUUGCCUGACAUUGUUGUGCGGCUCUUGAAAGAUUGCCCUCGCGAGAAAUCGAGUGCCAGGAAGGAACUGCUGGUUGCUAUUAGACACAUCAUCAACUUCAACUUCCGGAAAAUAUUCUUGAAGAAAAUCGACGAUCUUUUAGAAGAGCGGACGCUCAUUGGGGACGGCUUGACUGUGUACGAAACGAUGAGGCCGUUGGCGUACAGUAUGGUGGCCGACUUGAUACACCAUCUACGUGACUCCCUCAACAAGGAACAGAUCAGGCGCACAGUGGAGGUCUACACCAAAAAUCUUCACGACACAUUCCCAGGCACGAGUUUCCAGACAAUGAGUGCGAAGCUUUUACUCAACAUGGCCGAAUGCAUAGCAAAAUUGGAGUCGAAAGAGGAUGCUAGAUAUUUUCUCAUCAUGAUUCUCAACGCUAUUGGCGAUAAGUUUGCAGCUAUGAACCGCCAGUACGAAAACGCUGUCAAGGUAUCUGCAGCGUACAGCUCGCCGUCUAUCGAUGCUGCGGAAGAGAACCACAUGCCAGUACAAUCCUGCCCUCCAGAUUGGGAUGAGAUCGAUAUAUUCAACGCGACUUCUAUCAAGACUACAAACCCAAGAGAGAGGAGUUCCGAUCCCAUAGCCGACAACAAGUUCCUGUUUAAGAAUCUUCUGCAUGGCUUGAAGAAUCUCUUCUACCAGCUUCGAGCAUGCAAUCCCGCCAAGAUCAAGGACGAAAUCGAUGCUUCUAACGCGUCUGCCAACUGGCAUGAGGUCUCAUUUGGAUAUAACGCGGAGGAGGUCGAGGUUCUGAUCAAGCUGUUCCGCGAGGGUGCCAGUGUCUUCCGCUAUUAUGACUCGGAUAAGCCUGCGGAUACCUCAUCAUUAUCCCCCGGUGAUCUCAUGGCAAAUCUGCACAUGAUGACAAGCGGAAAGGAGGAGAAAGAGCUUCUCGAGACAUUCGCCACUGUAUUCCAUCACAUCGAUCCGGCCACGUUCCACGAAGUGUUUUCCUCGGAGAUACCACACCUAUAUGAAAUGAUGUUUCAUCAUCCAGCGCUACUUCAUGUGCCCCAGUUUCUACUUGCAUCAGAGGCCACAUCCCCAAGUUUUGCGGGAAUGCUGUUGCAAUUUCUGAUGGAUCGGAUAGAAGAAGUUGGGACAUCUGACGUGAAGAAGUCUUCCAUAUUAUUGCGACUCUUCAAGCUUUCGUUCAUGGCUGUUACUCUGUUCUCCGCUCAAAAUGAGCAAGUGCUAUUGCCUCAUGUCAGCAAAAUCAUCACCAAGUCAAUCCAGCUCUCGACAACGGCCGAGGAACCCAUGAAUUAUUUCCUCCUGUUGCGGUCUCUUUUCCGUAGUAUCGGUGGCGGUAGAUUUGAACACCUGUACAAGGAAAUUCUUCCCUUGCUCGAGAUGUUGCUGGAUGUUCUGAACAAUUUGCUGGCCACUGCGCGCAAGCCUGCCGAACGAGACCUUUUCGUCGAAUUAUCACUGACGGUUCCAGCACGACUUAGCAAUCUCCUUCCUCACUUGAGUUAUUUGAUGAGGCCGCUGGUUGUAGCGCUGCGCGCCGGAUCCGAGCUCGUUGGGCAAGGCCUUAGGACGCUGGAAUUAUGUGUUGAUAAUCUCACUGCUGAUUAUCUCGAUCCUAUCAUGGCGCCCGUGAUCGACGAGCUCAUGGCAGCACUCUGGGAGCACUUGAAACCGCAACCAUACAGUCAUUUCCAUGCACACACUACGAUGCGUAUCCUCGGUAAGCUUGGGGGUAGAAAUCGCAAGUUUGUCACUGGUCCGCCUGCAUUGGAAUACAAGCCAUACUCUGACGAUCAGUCCUCCAUCGACAUCCGUCUCAUUGGCUCGACCAAGGAUCGCGCAUUUCCCGCCGAUAUAGGAAUUGAAACAGCCAUUGCGAAGCUACACGAGGUCCCGAAGGUGCCGGCAGCUAAAAAAUCUGAUCCAUUCCACAAGCAACAAGCUUUCCGGCUCAUUACUGCGCACACGAAGCUAAUGGUAGGUUUUGACAAUCUGCCCGAUGAUUUCGCCCAGCUGGUGCGCUUGCAGGCAAACGACCUGUUCGAUAGGAAGACGGAUGUAGGAGGGGAUCUUCUCACAAUCUCGGAACGAGAAAAGUCCAUCAACAAGAAGAACGUCGAGCAGGAGACUUUGAAGAAGCUGCUGAAGGCAUGCAUAUUUGCUGUUUCGAUUCCAGAUCUCAAACCAGAUGCAGAUGCACUGGUCGGCAACCUGGCGAGACACUUCGCCUUACUGGAGCUUGGAAGCCACUUCGCACAUAUGAAACACCGCAACAAACCCUUCGACGUACGUUCUGGAGAGGGACCAAUCGCUAUUGAAAGCGACGUGUUCUCGGAAGCUCUAGGUGACUCUCUUGCAUCGGAGCACGCUGAAGUGCGCGACGCGGCUGAAGCAGCUAUCCUGACAAUGCGGGAUGCUGCCACAGCAAUAUUCGGAGGACAGGACAAACUGGACAGAUUCCCUUUCUUUGAAGAACUGUCAAGGAUCUUCUGCCACAAUUGCCAUGCCGAUGAUUGGUUCAUGAAGAGUGGGGGCACUCGAGGUAUUGAGAUAUUGAUCAAAAAACUUGGUCUAGGCAGCUCGUGGAUGAACAAUCGGCAUUUUGAGCUCACCCGCGCAUUGAAUUUUGUCACGAAAGAUAUGCCGACUGACCUUGAUUCCAAGACUCGCGUGCAAGCCGAAGGCCUUCUCGAAGAACUGCUCCGACAGUGCUACAAGACCACGACCAAAGAAGAGUUUGAUAAACCUAGCAGCAUGCUACUCAAACUCUGUGGACAACUCGUCGGCGAUCUAUCCCACAUGAAUAAGAACGUGCGCGAAGCUACCCAGAAAGCGUUCCAUGUCCUCUCAGAGGUUACCGGUCUGGGAGUUCAUGAACUCAUAUUGCCUGUCAAAGACCGACUGGUGAUGCCUAUUUGGACGAAACCUCUCCGCGCACUACCCUUCGGCAUACAGAUUGCGUACAUCGAUGCGAUCACGUUCUGCUUGAAACUCAAAAACAACAUCUUAGAGUUCAAUGAUCAACUGAAUAGGCUUCUGAUGGAAUCACUAGCGUUGGCAGAUGCGGAUGACGAAGCUCUUGCAACGAAGCCAUUUGAGCAGCGAAAUGCAGAACAUAUCAUCAAUCUACGAGUCGCUUGCAUUCGUCUGCUGUCUACUGCUCAAACUUUCCCCGAGUUCUCACCCACUCCUACCACGCAGCCAUUCCUCAAGAUCAUUGCAGUUUUCUUCAAGUGCCUUUACUCCAAGUCACCAGAAAUCAUCAAUGCAGCAAAUGUCGGGCUUUCGGGUAUCGUUGGGUCAACCAACAAGCUGCCCAGGGAUGUCCUUCAAAGCGGACUUCGACCUAUCCUCGUCAACCUCCAGGAUCCCAGGAAACUCAGUGUUGAGAACUUGGAUUGCCUCGCACGCCUUUUGAAGUUGCUAGUCAACUACUUCAAAGUCGAAAUUGGAUCGAAGCUUCUCGAUCACUUGAAGAUAAUUGUGGACCCGGUCAGUCUUCAGAAGAUUUCGUUCACGAUGAUUGAGCAGCAUCCAAAGAUGAAACUUGCUGCCGGGAUUUUUAACAUCUUCCACCUCCUGCCCACUCCUGCUGCAGGCGUCUUCCUCAGCAAAGUGGUAGACAAAGUGAUCGAGCUAGAGGCUGCAUUGCGCCGUACCCAUUACAGCCCCUUCCGCAAGCCAGUCAUCAAAUAUCUGUGCAGAUUUUCAAAGGAAUCCAUCGAUCACUUCCUGCCAAACCUGAAAGAUGAAGUGCAGGGUCGGCUAUUUGCUCAGCUCCUGGAGGACCCCGCAAGCAAAGCGCUGAGGGACGAGCUCAUGAGCGAUAUCCCAAAGUUCAUUACCGCAUUUGAAUUCGAGGGAUCCGACAAAGAAAAGUGCCAAGCUCAACUCAACGCAAUACAUGUUGCUUAUUCACUGAGCAAAUUCAACAACCUCGAUAACGAUGCGCUACGGAAGUCUGUUUUCGAUGCUGCCCGGUCUCUAGAGAAGAAGCUUCGCCAGAAUUCAAUCGACGCAAGUCUGCGACUGGCUACUGAGCAGGCCAGCGAGCAUGCCAUGGCUGUGUUCAUCAACUACUUGAAAAAUGACCCACACAACCUGGACUUCUUCUUUGAGCUCAUCGAUGCGGUCACUUUAGAAGAGGUGAAGCCGCUUCCACAGUUGUUCAACUUCAUCUAUGAACAUAUUGUCUCGAGUGAGUCGGUGGAUUAUUGGAAGACAUUGAUCAACCGAUCUAUCGAUAUCUAUACCAGUCGUACCUCGACUCAGCAAGCCAAGACUUUUGUUUUCCACUAUAUCGUCAAUCCCAUCGUUGCCAUGGAUGUCAAACGAAACUGGGAUUCACUGUUCGGCCAAUCGAAGGGCACGAAACUGAUGGACCGUGCUAUGAGCGAUACUAUCCAUAAUAGGUUAUGGUUGCCACAUUCUACGAUGGACAUCUCGGAAGACACUGCACAGAUUGGGGUAGAUCAUUCCCGAAUGGAACUGUUCCAGCUAGCUACUCUUCUCAUCAAACACUACCCCGGGAUGAUUCAAGAAACUCGCAAGGAUGUCAUCAAAUUCGCCUGGAACUACAUCAAGGUGGAAGAUGUUAUUAGCAAAUACGCCGCGUAUGCGUUGACUGCUUUCUUCAUCGCCGUAUUUGACACGCCAAUAAAGAUUGUCGUUCAAGUCUAUCAGACCUUACUUCGUGCGGACAAGAAUGAUGCCAAAUCACUGGUCAUGCAGGCACUCGAGUUAAUGGCUCCUGUCCUCAAAAAGCGAUUGGGCGGAGACGCGAAAGCGGCCAUUCCUCGAUGGUCUCAGUUCGUUCGCAAGAUCUUGUCAGAGGAAAGCUCCAACUUGCAGCAGCUGACUAACAUUUUUAACUUCUUAGUACGCCACCCAGAUUUGUUCUUCGAAGCGAGAGAGUCUUUAUCUGGAAUCAUCAUCACCUCACUCUCCAAGAUUGCACAACCACCCAACCCUUCGACCGAGGCCAAAAAGUUAGCGCUGAACAUGAUCAGCCUUAUCAGGAAUUGGGAAGAACGGGCUGCGAGUCUACCCAGUUCCAUUAGCGACCGUGCUUCUCAAUCCCCCCAAGCUACCAAGAGAAAAUCGGACGGGCUUGCUGUCCCUAGCCCCAGCGCGCCAGCCCACAAAUUUGUCGCACAAGCCAGUAUCCGCAUGAUGUUGAUUAAGUAUCUCAUCCAAUUCAUCGCCUACCUUCCUGAGCGCUAUCCUGUUGCAACCCCGAAGGCAAAAGAAGCCACGGUGCUCACCCCGAUCUCGACACAAUCUACGGAGAUUUGCCGGAAAUCUAUACAACUCCUUCACGACCUCCUCUCACCCCGAUUGUGGAACGAUCUCGACCUUGAUGUCAUGCUCAUGAAGAAGAUUGAAGAAAUUCUGACGGCAGAUAAGAAAGCGGAAGAGAAGCAAGAUGCGUUCGAUACUCGUAUGAUCAAUACUCUCCAAAUUUUCAAGGUAAUUGUCAAUGUCAAGUCGGACGAAUGGGUGCUACAGCGUUUGCCACAAUUUCAGAGGAUUUUGGAGAAACCAUUACGACUAGACAGUGCAGAUGUACAAGCCAGUCUUCACGCGACAGACGAUAACGAGACAGAGACAGCGAAACUACAGCCGACCCUGAAGCGUAUCCUUGAGGUGAUGCCCGAGCCAGUGACAGACGAAGAAGGAAAUACAGAAGAGACGACCUCAACGGAGUUUGUCACCUUCAUCGGCACGAUCGCUACUGAGGCACUUUCCAAUGGAUCAUACAUUUGCGCCAUAAACACCCUGUGGAGCCUUUGCCAGAAGCGUCCCGAGGAGAUCGAUCAGCAUAUCCCCCAACUCAUGAAGGCUUUCCAGGGCAAAAUGGCCAAGGAUCAUCUCGCUGCUCACGGUGGCCCUAACCCACCUGGUGGUCCUCCCGGUGUACGUCCUGAGAGCGCAUCGCAGGAUUCUGACCGUCGCGAGGUAGAGAUUCAGACGGAUUUGGUGCUCAAGGUGAUCGACAUUCUUGCCGCGCGGAUGAAUGAGCUUGGAGAAAAUCGACGACCUUACCUAAGCGUCCUUGCCAGUCUUGUUGAACGUUCUCAAAGCAACAUCGUGUGCAUGAAGGUCCUCGAUUUGGUGGAAACAUGGAUUUUCCAUUCCACAGAACCAGUACCCACAUUGAAAGAAAAGACGGCUGUGUUAAGCAAAAUGCUGUUGUUUGAACAUCGGCAAGACACUUCACUUCUCAACCGAUUCCUGAACCUUGUUAUUCGAAUCUACGAAGACCCAAAAAUCACGCGGUCCGAGCUCACUGUACGAAUGGAGCAUGCUUUCCUCAUUGGCACACGCGCGCAGGACGUUGAGAUGCGCAACCGAUACAUGACAAUCUUCGACAGGAGUCUGAGCCGUACCGCAGCGAGUCGACUGAGCUAUGUUCUGGCAUCGCAGAAUUGGGACACUCUCAGCGACAGCUACUGGCUCAGCCAAGUCAUCCACUUGAUGUUCGGAUCUGUCGAAAUGAACACGCCUGCUCAACUCCAUGUAGAGGACUUCAAGCUACAACAGGCAGCUACCGUCUUUGGCACUUAUAACAAGGAUCCGAGGAUAGUCGAUGUCAUGGUAGACGAUGAACUGGAGAAUUUUGUCAAUGGCCACCGUCGCUUCUGCAGCCAACUCGGCGACGUCAAGGUCAAGGACAUCUUUGAACCCUUGGGCCAUCUCCAACACAACGACAGCAACCUCGCGCACGACAUUUGGGUCGCAUUCUUCCCUCUUGCCUGGACUGCACUGACCAAGGAUGAUCAGAGCGACCUCGAGAAAGGCAUCGCUGCGCUGUUAACCAAGGACUAUCAUUCUCGCCAGAUUGACAAGCGGCCCAACUGUGUUGCUAGCAUGCUCGAUGGUAUCGUUCACGCUAGGCCGAGGGUCAAAUUUCCUCCGCAUAUCAUGAAGUAUCUGGCGCGAACAUACAAUGCUUGGUACACGGGAGCCGUGUACAUGGAGGAAUCAGCCAUCACUCCCAUCGUAGAUACAGAAAAGCUACGAGAGAGCAAUCUCGACGCUCUCCUUGAAAUCUAUACCGGCCUGCAAGAAGACGACUUGUUUUAUGGCACUUGGCGACGCCGUUGCCAAUUUGUCGAGAGCAAUGCUGCACUGUCGUACGAGCAAAUCGGGGUCUGGGACAAGGCACAGCAAAUGUACGAAGCCGCGCAAAUCAAAGCGCGAACCUCUGUCCUACCUUUCUCUUCUGGUGAGUACAUGCUCUGGGAGGAUCACUGGGUCAUCUGUGCCCAGAAGCUACAGCAAUGGGAGGUUCUUAGUGAUUUUGCCAAACAUGAGAACUUCAACGAUUUGUAUCUGGAAGCGACUUGGCGUCAUUUCGAAGCCUGGCAGAACGCCGAACAGCGUGAACAGCUUGAUGCGACAAUCAAAGCUGUCAGUGACGCGCCUACUCCACGCCGCGUGUUCUUCCAGACUUUCAUGUCGCUACUCAAACUGCACGGCAAGACCGAAACACAACCCGAGUUCCACAGGCUGUGCGAUGAAUCGAUUCAACUCUCAAUCCGGAAAUGGCACCAGUUGCCACGACGUAUUACCCAAGCUCAUAUUCCGCUAUUGCAGCAUUUCCAGCAACUCGUGGAGUUACACGAUGCUAGCGUCAUCUGUCAAAGCCUUGCUCAAACUACAGCAGCCAACCUGGACCACAAGUCUCAAGAACUGAAAUUGCUUCUCAGUACCUGGCGAGAUCGUCUUCCAAACUUCUGGGACGACAUCAAUGCUUGGCAAGAUCUUGUCACAUGGCGUCAACACAUCUUCCAACUCAUCAAUGGUGUUUAUCUUCAACUUCUUCCGCCUAACCCAACCAACCCCAGCAGCAAUUCUUUCGCCUAUCGAGGCUACCACGAAACAGCGUGGAUCAUUAACCGGUUCGCCCAUGUCGCCCGCAAGCACAGCCUUCCGGACGUGUGCAUUCAGCAAUUGAGCCGCAUCUACACCCUCCCCAACAUCGAGAUUCAGGAGGCCUUCUUGAAACUCCGAGAGCAAGCCAAGUGUCAUUAUCAAAAUCGUUCGGAGCUCAACAAUGGGUUGGAUGUCAUCAAUAAUACGAACCUGAAUUAUUUCGGACCACAGCAAAAGGCGGAGUUCUACACGCUCAAAGGAAUGUUCCUUGCCAAAUUGAGCCAGGUACCCGAAGCCGAUGAGGCGUUUGGUACAGCAAUGCUAUUUGAUCUGAAGCUUGCUAAAGCCUGGGCUGAAUGGGGCCGGUACAACGAUAUGCUUUUCAAGGACAAUCCAGCCACACUAGACAAAGCGGAAGCAGCAUUGAGCUGCUACCUUGAGGCUGCCAGUUUGUAUAAGAAUGCAAAAUCCAGGAAGCUUCUCGGUCGCGUUCUCUGGCUGCUCAGCUUGGACACCCCCGAGCGCCAACUUGCUAUCAAAUUUGAGCAGUUCCAAGGCGAUACCCCAGCUUGGUACUGGAUAACGUAUAUUCCACAGCUGCUCAACAGCUUGUCCAGGUCAGAAGCGCCGGUUGCCCGAUCUAUUCUCGGGAAGCUGGCGAAAACAUAUCCUCAAGCUCUAUACUGCCACUUGAGGACCACACGCGAGGAUAUGGUGGUGUUGAAGAAGUCCCACGAGGCCAAAGAAGCAGCGAAAGAGAAGGCGGCAAAGGCAAAAGCGCAGCAAGCACAGGCGCAAGGCCAGAGCGCACAAGGUUCACCAGCAACGAAGCAGGGUUCACCAGAUGUUCGACCAGGAUCCAGCGGUAAUCAGCCAGCAUCCACAAAUGGCGACAACAAGCCCGCAGUCAAGGUCGAAGGUACUCAACAAGGCACUCCAAAUGGCGCACCUGCAGAUGAGGCUCCACCCGCACCAAAACGACCUUGGGAUCACGUGGAAGAGAUCUCGGCAAUUCUCAAAACCGCGUUUCCUCUUCUCGCGCUGUCCAUGGAAACUAUGCUUGAUCAAAUUCAGAAGAACUUCAAGUGCCCACCAGAUGAAGAUGCCUACCGACUCAUUGUGGCCUUGCUCAACGACGGCCUGGCUUAUGUAGGACGAUCGCCUAAUCUAUAUGCCCAAGAGAUACGGUUACCUCACACUACGGAAGCCAACAUCACUCGAUUCGCCGAGUCGGUGCUUCCACCGCACAUUCGCAAGGCGUUUGAAAGCGACUUUGUUCAACACAAACCUACCAUGUACGAAUACAUACAGAAGCUCCGUGUCUGGCGGAACCGCUUUGAAGAGAGGUUGGACCGAAGGAAGCUCAGUGUUCCUCUGGAAAAUUACACACAUCAACUCAGCGAAUUCCGUUUCCUCCGGUUCGAUGACGUGGAAGUGCCUGGCCAAUAUCUACAGCAUCGCGACAAGAACUCAGACUUUGUUCGCAUCGAACGGUUCCUGCCCAAUGUCGAAUUGGUACGGGGUGUUGGUAUUUGCCACAGGAGACUCACGAUUCGUGGACAUGAUGGAAGCAUUCAUCCGUUUGCUAUCCAAUUCCCCGCCGCGAGGAGCUCCAGGCGGGAAGAGAGGAUUCUCCAGCUGUUCCGCAUUUUCAGUGGCAUUCUAUCUAAACGAAAGGAGAGCCGCAGGAGGAAUCUACAAUUCCACCUUCCGCUCAUGAUACCCAUUACACCUAGUGUCCGCAUGGUGCAGGAUGAUGCUUCAUAUAUCAGCAUGCAGGGCAUUUUCGAAGACUAUUGUAGGCGCAACGGUAUCAAUAAAGACGAGCCCGUUCUAUUUAGCAUCGAGAAGCUGAGGGCUUUGCAGCCAAAGAACGUCGAGCACGCCGCGUCCGUAAAGCUCGAAACCUUUGCUGCCGUUCAAGAGAAAUACGUCCCACCGACUGUUCUCAUAGACUAUUUCCGCGCCACCUAUCCCAACUUUGCAGACUUCUGGCUCUUCCGUCGCACCUUCUCCUAUCAGUUGGCCACCCUCACCUUCGUGACAUAUAUCAUGCACAUGAACACGCGGUAUCCGCACAAGAUCAGUAUUUCCCGCGGCAGCGGCCAGGUCUGGGGCUCAGAGCUCAUCCCUAGCAUGGCAGUCGGCAAGCCCAUCCUACACAACAACGAACCUGUACCCUUCCGCUUGACGCCCAAUAUGCAAGUGCUCCUCGGGCCUCUUGCUCUUGAAGGCAUCUUCGCGCCCUCUGUCAUGAGUAUCGCGCGCUGCCUCAUUGAGCCAGAAGGCGAACUUGAGAUGCAACUCGCCAUCUUCAUGCGCGAUGAAAUGAACCACUGGUUCACUAGCCAACACAAACCUCUCAGCGCCGAAACACUUCGCGAGAGCGUGCAGAACAAUUCGGAAGCUAUUGUACGGAGGGCUACUUCUAUGGGCAGUUUGCCUGGUGGUGCAAAUCUGCCGGCGAAUCAGACCAUGGUGGAUCUUGUCGCGCAAGCGGUGCACCCAGCGAAGCUGAGCCAGGCGGAUCCGUUGUGGAUGGGGUACCUGUAG